This is a messenger RNA of Akanthomyces muscarius, 1638 nucleotides long. RefSeq lists its product as uncharacterized. The record is from RefSeq and is a predicted model, not a curated record. The transcript has a single exon. Lineage: Eukaryota; Fungi; Ascomycota; Sordariomycetes; Hypocreales; Cordycipitaceae. The coding region runs from base 1 to 1638 and encodes 545 amino acids. Gene Ontology annotation, molecular function: oxidoreductase activity, acting on CH-OH group of donors; flavin adenine dinucleotide binding.
AUGACGACCCAGGCCCUUCCCGCUUCCGCCGCCACCAACUUUGACUACAUCAUCGUCGGCGGCGGCACCGCUGGCUGCGUCCUCGCCUCGCGCCUCUCCAGCUACCUCCCCGAGCGCAAGGUCCUCCUCAUCGAGGCCGGCCCCUCCGACUUCAACCUCUCCCAGGUCCUCAACCUGCGCGAGUGGCUCUCCCUCCUCGGCGGCGACCUCGACUACGACUAUCCCACCACCGAGCAGCCCAACGGCAACUCCCACAUCCGCCACUCGCGCGCCAAGGUCCUCGGCGGCUGCUCCUCCCACAACACCCUCAUCUCCUUCCGCCCCUUCCGCCACGACCUCGACCGCUGGGUCGCCCAGGGCUGCACCGGCUGGACCUUUGAAAACGUCACCCGCCACAUUGACAACCUCCGCAACACCUUCCAGCCCGUCCACGCCCGCCACCGCAACCAGCUCUGCAAGGACUGGGUCAGCGCCUGCUCCACCGCCCUCGACAUUCCCGUCCUUGACAACUUCAACUCGGAGAUUCGUGAAAAGGGCCAGCUCGUGGACGGCGCCGGCUUCUUCAACAUCUCCUACAACCCUGACGACGGCAAGCGCAGCAGCGCCUCGGUCGCCUACAUCCACCCCAUCCUCCGUGGCGAUGAGCGCCGCCCCAACCUCACCGUCCUCACCGAGACCUGGGUCUCCAAGGUCCACGUCGAGAAUGACGUUGCCACCGGCGUCGACAUUGCUCUCAAGUCUGGCCAGAAGAUGACUCUGCGUCCUCGCAAGGAGAUUAUCCUCUCCGGCGGUGCCGUCGACACCCCCAAGCUGAUGCUGCACUCUGGCCUCGGCCCCCGCGCCCAGCUCCAGUCUCUGGGCAUCCGCGUCGUCAAGGACCUCCCCGGCGUCGGCGAGAACCUCAUCGACCACCCCGAGACCAUCAUCAUGUGGGAGCUCAGCAAGCCUGUCCCUCAAAACCAGACCACCAUGGACUCGGACGCCGGCGUCUUCAUCCGCCGCGACCCCACCAACGCCGCUGGCAACGACGGCGACGCAGCCGACAUCAUGAUGCACUGCUACCAGAUCCCCUUUACCCUCAACACGGAACGUCUGGGCUACCCCCUCAUCCCUGACGGCUAUGCUUUCUGCAUGACCCCCAACAUUCCCCGCGCUCGCUCUCGUGGCCGCGUCUACCUCACCUCGGCCGACCCCAACGUCAAGCCCGCCCUCGACUUCCGCUACUUCACCGACCCCGAGGGCUACGACGCCUCCAUCCUCGUCGACGGCAUCAAGGCCGCCCGCAAGAUUGCCGAGGAGGCCCCCUUCAAGAACUGGCUCAAGAAGGAGGUCGCCCCCGGCCCCAAGGUCCAGACCGACGAGGACAUUAGCGAGUACGCCCGCCGCGCUGCCCACACCGUCUACCACCCGGCCGGCACCACCAAGAUGGGUGACAUUGCCAAGGAUGAGUUUGCCGUCGUCGACCCCGAGCUCAAGGUCCGCGGCAUCAAGAAGCUCCGCAUCGCCGAUGCUGGUGUCUUCCCCGAGAUGCCCUCCAUCAACCCCAUGCUUACUGUCCUUGCCAUUGGCGAGCGCGCUGCUGAGAUGAUUGCUAUGGAGGACGGCUGGAAGCCCGACGCCAACAAGUCUCGCCUGUAA